GCGCACGCGCACUGCGCUCCCCUCCCCUGCGCGAGGCGGCGGCUGGAGACCGCCAUCUUGGCCACUGGCGGUAAGAACACGUUGUGCGGCUGAGGCGUGAAGGCGAGCGCUGCUUUGGCUCCCGCACGCCCCACUGUAAGGGGACCGUUGUCUCCAGGAGAGCCCGAUAUUCUUUGUUACAAUUAUGGCAGACAAAUUAACAAGAAUUGCUAUUGUCAACCAUGACAAAUGCAAACCUAAGAAAUGUCGACAGGAGUGCAAGAAGAGCUGCCCUGUGGUUCGAAUGGGAAAAUUAUGCAUAGAGGUUACACCCCAGAGCAAAAUAGCAUGGAUUUCUGAGACUCUCUGUAUUGGUUGUGGUAUUUGUAUUAAGAAAUGCCCCUUUGGCGCCUUAUCAAUUGUCAAUUUGCCAAGCAACUUGGAAAAAGAAACAACGCAUCGAUAUUGUGCCAAUGCUUUCAAGCUUCACAGAUUGCCUAUCCCUCGUCCAGGUGAAGUUUUGGGAUUAGUUGGAACUAAUGGUAUUGGAAAGUCAACUGCAUUAAAAAUUUUAGCAGGAAAGCAAAAGCCAAACCUUGGAAAGUAUGAUGAUCCGCCUGAUUGGCAAGAAAUCUUGACUUAUUUCCGUGGAUCUGAAUUACAAAAUUAUUUCACCAAAAUUCUAGAAGAUGACCUAAAAGCCAUUAUCAAACCUCAAUAUGUAGACCAAAUUCCCAAGGCUGCAAAGGGGACAGUGGGGUCUAUUUUGGACCGAAAAGAUGAAACAAAGACACAGGCAAUUGUAUGUCAGCAACUUGAUUUAACUCACCUUAAAGAACGAAAUGUUGAAGAUCUUUCAGGAGGAGAGUUGCAGAGAUUUGCUUGUGCUGUCGUUUGCAUACAAAAAGCUGAUAUUUUUAUGUUUGAUGAACCUUCCAGUUACCUCGAUGUCAAGCAGCGUUUAAAAGCUGCCAUUACUAUUCGAUCUCUAAUAAAUCCAGAUAGAUAUAUCAUUGUGGUGGAACAUGAUCUAAGUGUAUUAGACUAUCUCUCUGACUUCAUCUGCUGUUUAUAUGGUGUACCGAGUGCUUAUGGUGUUGUCACUAUGCCUUUUAGUGUAAGAGAAGGCAUAAACAUUUUUUUGGAUGGCUAUGUUCCAACAGAAAACUUGAGGUUCAGGGAUGCAUCACUUGUUUUCAAGGUAGCUGAGACAGCAAAUGAAGAAGAAGUUAAAAAGAUGUGUAUGUAUAAAUAUCCUGGGAUGAAGAAAAAGAUGGGAGAGUUCGAGCUAGCGAUUGUAGCUGGAGAGUUUACAGAUUCUGAAAUCAUGGUGAUGCUGGGGGAAAACGGUACAGGCAAAACCACAUUUAUCAGAAUGCUUGCUGGAAGGCUUAAACCUGACGAAGGAGGAGAAGUACCAGUUCUGAAUGUCAGUUAUAAGCCACAGAAAAUCAGUCCCAAAUCAACAGGAAGUGUUCGCCAGUUACUACAUGAAAAGAUCCGAGAUGCUUACACUCAUCCUCAGUUUGUGACUGAUGUAAUGAAGCCCCUACAGAUUGAAAACAUCAUUGAUCAAGAGGUGCAGACAUUGUCUGGUGGUGAACUUCAACGGGUAGCUUUAGCUCUUUGUUUGGGCAAACCUGCUGAUGUCUAUUUAAUUGAUGAACCGUCUGCAUAUUUAGAUUCUGAACAAAGAUUAAUGGCAGCCCGGGUCGUCAAACGUUUCAUACUCCAUGCAAAGAAGACAGCUUUUGUUGUGGAACAUGACUUCAUCAUGGCCACCUAUCUAGCAGAUCGCGUCAUCGUGUUUGAUGGUGUUCCAUCUAAGAACACAGUUGCAAACAGUCCUCAAACUCUUUUGGCUGGCAUGAACAAGUUUUUAUCUCAGCUGGAGAUUACAUUCAGAAGAGAUCCCAACAACUACAGACCACGAAUAAACAAGCUCAAUUCAAUCAAGGAUGUAGAACAAAAGAAGAGUGGAAACUACUUUUUCUUGGAUGAUUAGAUUGAAUCUGAGAUUAUCAAUAAGCCAUUUACUUACUGGGAUUUUUAUCAUACAAAACUUCGAUCAGGUUUUAUGGCCCCACAUACUCUGGAGCUUGAAGUAUGAUUUUCUUAAUGUGACAUCAAAAGCCAGUUGUCUUGUAAAUUGUUAUUUAAGAACUUUUCUGUUCUUAAACCUCUGUGCAUACUUCGCUAAAUGGAGACAUUUCAAAUACGUAAAUAACCUCUAGAUUCUCAUGAUCUGCGAGGAGAUUUUCAGUUGUAUAUUAUAUUUAUGUACUAGAUGCUUGCUGGUGUUGCCCAUCUUUAAAAUCUUGGAUAAAAUCUGUAUUACCUGUUUGCUAAGUGUACCAGCAUAAUGAAAUUUGCCAUAUUUAAAAGCCAGUCAAAGACUACACUGCUAAGGUCCGAUAAAUAAACAUCAGGAUUAUAUUUGC
Messenger RNA from Peromyscus eremicus (cactus mouse), 2420 nucleotides. It is a transcript of the gene Abce1, whose product is annotated as ATP binding cassette subfamily E member 1. NCBI's taxonomy places the organism in Eukaryota, Metazoa, Chordata, Mammalia, Rodentia, Cricetidae. The coding region runs from base 185 to 1984 and encodes 599 amino acids. Gene Ontology annotation, biological process: translational initiation; ribosomal subunit export from nucleus; translational termination. The record is from RefSeq and is a predicted model, not a curated record. The transcript has 18 exons. Gene Ontology annotation, molecular function: ribosomal small subunit binding; ATP hydrolysis activity; iron ion binding.